UUGCCACAGAUAUCCUGUUGUGUUAUGGAUGAUCUCUGAUAAUCUGCAAAGAAACGUGUUUUCUUUAGCAUCGAGUUAAUUUUCCUCAACAACAUACUCUAGAUUCUCCCUCAAAAGAACCUUCCUUCCUUUGUCACUUUUGAUUAGCAUCAGGAUUUUGGGAAAUGUAUGUUGUUUAAUGGUACUACGUGGAACAUUACCAAUAGCAACUCUUAACUGUAUGAGACAACAGUGAAUUAUUGUAUGCAUAUUUAACAAAUUUAAACAACUAGUAAAAUUUGUUUUGAAUAUUAGAUUCAUACAUCAGCAGUGAAAUCUGGUUGUAGUCCUUCAAGAAAUUGUACUUAAUUUUUAAUAGAUUUAUUCAGUAAUUAUUUGUAAACAAUUGUGUGUUAAGAGUCGUGAAUUGAACACAUUGUCAUUACAGAACAGGACAGGACAUAAGGCUAAAAUGAAUCCAGGACGUUCUUUAGAAUUUCCUUUGAAAAGUGAAACUGAAGGUGCAUUAUCACUACCUUCCACAAAUCAAGAAAACAGCAACUUGGCUGCCUUUAGUGGAACCAGUGAUGGAGACUUUUUGUCUCUGGAUCCAUUGAUGGACAUCAAAAUAGAACCAGAGGAAGUCUGUGAGUCUAAUGAAGAUGAUGAAUAUUCUUAUGAAAUUAAUUCAACAGUGAAUGAAAAACAUCCACAAACUUGCAAAAAGGAAGUAGAACAAGAAAGAAGAAAUAUUCACAAUGGAGAGAAGCCUUUCAGAUCUACUGACUGUGAGAAAGCAUUUUACAAGAGAAUUAAUCUUACAAAUGAUAUCACAAAUCCUACCAGAGAGAAAUUCAUGUGCAAUGACUGUGGGAAAGCAUUUUCCUUGAAACAAAAUCUUAUAGUUCAUAUGAGAAUCCAUACCGGAGAGAAGCCAUUUAUGUGCAAGGAAUGUGGGAAAGCAUUCUCCCACAAAGCACAUCUUAUAAGUCAUAUGAGAAUCCAUAGCGGAGAGAAGCCAUUCAUGUGCAAGAAAUGUGGUAAAGCAUUUUCCCAGAAACCACAUCUUACAAUUCAUAUGAGAUUCCAUACUGGAGAGAAUCCAUUCAGGUGCAAGGAAUGUGAUAAAGCAUUUCCCCAGAAAUCAAAUCUUACACUUCAUAUGAGAGUCCAUACUGGAGAGAAACCAUUCAGGUGCAAGGAAUGUGAUAAAGCAUUUUCCCAGAAAUCAAAUCUUACACUUCAUAUGAGAUUGCAUACUGGAGAGAAGCCAUUCAUGUGCAAGGAAUGUGAUAAAGUAUUUUCCCAGAAAUCAAGUCUUACAAGUCAUAGAGUUCAUACUAGAGAGAAGCCAUUUAUGUGUAAGGAAUGUGGGAAAGCAUUUUCCCUGAGAUCAAGUCUUAGACUUCAUAUGAGAUUGCAUACUGGAGAGAAGCCAUAUAUGUGCAACGAAUGUGGGAAAUCAUUUUCCCAGAAACCACAUCUUACAAGUCAUAUGAGAAUCCAUACUGGAGAGAAGCCAUUUAUGUGUAAGGAAUGUGGGAAAGCAUUUCCAAGGAAAGAUGAUCUUACAAUUCAUAUGAGAAUCCACACUGGAGAGAAUCCAUUCAUGUGCAAGGAAUGUGGGAAAGCAUUUUCCAAGAAAUCAAGUCUUACAAGUCAUAUGAGAUUGCAUACUAGAGAGGAAAAAGAAACAACAUGAUAAAAUAAACCAGUUACGGCAGAGAUCUCUCAAAUGACCAACUAUAUGACAGAUCAAAAUCAGUCUCAAAAUCUGCUCAAGAAAAUAAGGAAAAUAAAGAAAAAUACAGAAUAGGGGAUUAACAAGUGAGUGGGAAACUGGCAGAACGCCAAGCCAAUAUAAAGGCCCUAGCUUCACAAAUAGAAAACAAACAACAGAAGAUAAAAAUAAAAUAGAUAAAUAGGCAGUUUGGUGAAAAUCCAAAGAUUGUGUAUAGGAAGAUUACGAAAAAAAGUGGAGGUACAAACACCACCAAGCAAGGAAUACCCAGAGAGAUUUUGGAAGCGUCUGUUUGAAGACCCUAGACAACACCAAGAGAAUUCAUGGAUUGACACCAUUAGGCAGAAGAACAGCCAGAAACAGCAAAUGCCACCAAUAAGGUUCACCAUCGAAAAAGUAACAAAGAAAAUAAAAGAAUAUAAGCUGCCUUCCAACAACCUACAAAUGGCUCACAGGAGUCAUAGCAGACGAGAUCUGUGAACACCUAGAUCAAGGCAAAUAUAUGGAAAAAGAACGAAAGAAAUGCACAAGAAACAAAUUAGGCACUAAAGAUCAACUGCUAAUAAACAAAACAAUAUUAGAAAAUUGUAAGAAAAGACAAAGGAAUCUUAAUAUGGCUUGGAUAGAUUACAAGAAGGCAUUUGACACCCUGCCGUGCACCGGGAUAUUCAAAUGUAUGGAAUUAGACAACAUCAAUGAGGAAAUAAGAUCUUUCUUGGCAGCACAGAUGAGUAAGUGGAAGACCACUCUCUGUCUAAAACACUCUGAGGGCCAGAUAGUAAUUCCAGACAUAAAGGUCCAAAGAGGAAUAUUCCAAGGUGACAGCCUCUCACCACUUCUCUUCUUCUUGACCAUAGAUCCGCUUAGUAAAAUCUUGAAGAACUCUAACACUGGCUACGACCUAAGCAAAAGCAGAAGCAGAAAAGAGAAUGAGAGAGUGAACCACCUGCUCUUCAUGGAUGACCUGAAGCUGUAUGCAGAUUCAGAAGAAAAACUGGAAGAAUUAGUUAGGAAAGUCCACCAAUUCUCAAAUGACAUCUGCAUGGACUUUGGGUUGGACAAGUCUGCCAAGAGUACAAUAAAGAGAGGGAAGAAUGUAACAUCAGAAGGCAUAAAGGUAGAGGAGGGCAUGUUAGUUGAAGACCUGGCAGAGGAGUCUGUAUAUACGUAAGUAGUUGGGAAUAGAAGAAAACACUGGUAUAGAACGCAAGAAAAUGAGAGAAAAGAUAAAGAAAGAAUAUAUCAGCUGCCUAAAGAAAAUCAGUAGGUCAGAAUUAGCACCAAAGAACAAGAUCACUGCCAUAAACCAGCUGGCGAUACCAUUGGUGACAUAUGGUUUUGGCAUUGUAGACUGGCCACAAGGUGAGUUAGACAGGAUGGAUAUUAAAACCAGGAAGAUUCUCACCCUACGUAAAGUCACAAACAGACACCAGUGUAUGAACCGAAUAUACCUCCCUCACAGAGAAGGUGGAAUAGUCCUGACUGAGAUCAACCAGGCCUACAGAGCACCAGUAAUAAAUAUGAGGCAGUACUUGAAAAGCUAUGAUGAUGAAAAUCCAAAAAGGUUGCCCAACACCAUAAUGAAGCCCUGAGCCAACUAACAUCAAUAACAAAACAGGUCAAGAACAUUACAGAUCUGCUGGAAGAGACAGAGGCUAAUGAACAGACUCCAACAACAAAAAUAGCUAGAAGUCCAAGCAGAAAUACAGUUACUGAGAUGAGAAACUCAGAAUGGAAAGGUGGAAAAACCAUGGAAGGGCUGGAAGAUUUCAAGAAGAACUGGAAAAACGUUACAUAGACAAGGAAGAGUCGCUCAGAUGGAUAAGAAAUGGAGAUCUAGGUUAUGAUGGAGAAAGAUUGAUAAUAGGGGCAUAAGAUCAAGGCCUCCUGACAAACACCUUCAAGAAAAUUAUUCAUGUAGCGAUUGAGUGUUAGUCAUCUGAUAUCAACCUGCCAGACCCUGCUUGCAGAUGGUCACUGCACAGCCCACCACAAGAUCUGUUAAUAUAUAUAUAUUGGAAAAUAUGUAAAGAAUACAGAAAGA
This is a messenger RNA of Macrobrachium nipponense, 3764 nucleotides long. RefSeq names its product zinc finger protein OZF-like. The record is from RefSeq and is a predicted model, not a curated record. Gene Ontology annotation, cellular component: nucleus. Gene Ontology annotation, biological process: regulation of transcription by RNA polymerase II. The transcript is spliced from 2 exons. Gene Ontology annotation, molecular function: sequence-specific DNA binding; DNA-binding transcription factor activity, RNA polymerase II-specific. NCBI's taxonomy places the organism in Eukaryota, Metazoa, Arthropoda, Malacostraca, Decapoda, Palaemonidae. The coding region runs from base 452 to 1681 and encodes 409 amino acids.